Dentiscutata erythropus is the source of this 162-nucleotide messenger RNA. The record is from the annotation of a GenBank genome assembly. NCBI's taxonomy places the organism in Eukaryota, Fungi, Glomeromycota, Glomeromycetes, Diversisporales, Gigasporaceae.
AUGUCACCCGCGGGUGGGUCAAUUCUUGACGAACUUCUGCCUAUGAACAAACUAGCAGCCAAGGCCCUAUCUGCUAUGGUUAGUGAUUGGACUCGUGGAUGUUAUCCGGGUGGGUCGGGUGACCCGGAUUGUAGUGACCUGGGUGGGUCAAUUCGUGGGUAG